UUUUACCGACGGAUUAUAUAGCAUCGUAGAAGGGGCAAUCGUGUCAAUCUGUCAAACUUGUUCCGAUUGUUGAGCCAUUUUACGGCGAAAAAGUGAAAAUUUUGAAGAUUGUUGAGUUCUCGAAAUGGCAGACUCCAAAUAUGCAGAUCUUCCUGGGAUUGCCUACAAUCAAGUAGAUGUCUAUGAAACCACAGAUCUACCUGAGAGUGAGCAGUUCCCUGCCUGCAGUGAGGAUGAGUCUGAGGCCAUUGAAAAGCUCCACAUCAGUGCUACUGAGGCCUUUGGAAAGUUCAAGGGAAAACAUGUGGUCACUACUGGCGUCGAUUUUUCGGACAAAAUUUCCAGGAGAAAUAGAACUGGCUUUGGGGUAUGGGAGUUGCCAGGGGACGAUGAGAAAGAGACGCCAAUGCAGAAAUACCAGAGAUUGCAGUGUGAGAUCAAGGAGUUGUCUGAUGAACUCAAUCAAAUCAAGGAGAAGGCACAGCAAGAGGAGGAUUCCAGGAAUGCGGCUGACAUUCUAUCUCACGUGGAAGAGGCUGGAAAACAGCUGAAUAAUUUGAACCUCUAUGACUGUCUUGGAACCGAUCUCGUGACAUCUCUCAUGGAUCCUCAGGGCACACGACUAAAACAAUUGGAGGCUCAAAUCGAGCAGUUCAAAUCCGUUGGGAUUGCCGAGAAGGAGCGGAAAGAUGUUGCGGGUGAAGCGGAGGGUACAAAGGGAUUUUUGAAAUACGAAAUGAUGUACCUACCUGAGAAGGCGAGAAUGCAGGAAGUGACAAGGGUUUCUAAUCUAGAGCAACGAUUGGCGAAAUUGGAGACAGUCAUCGGGGCUAGUGACGAUAAACUUUCAAAAUUCACCCAGAAUUUAAAGUCUCAAGGAAUUGCGGAGUCAGUUCAGAAAUUGUCAGCAAAGUCGUCACUACUAGACAGCAGUCAGAUUGAAGCUAUGGAGAACAGAAUAGCGACACUUGCUCACAGAAUGGAUACAAUCGCUCAGAAGAAGUCGACACUCUCGCCAGAGACUGAUAGAGACCGGAAGAUCGCUGAGAUGUAUGAGAUCGUGAAGAAGACCGAAGCUAUUUCCCAGAUUAUUCCACAGACCGUUGAUAGAAUGAUUGCACUUAAUACUGUCCAUCGUAGAGCUGGGGAAUUCAGUCAAUCUCUCGCUCAACUUGAGGAGAUGCAGACGCAAAUAUCAAAUAGUCUUGAGAGUAAUAAAUCAGUCCUGAAAGGAGUUCAAGAGAGUUUUGCAACGAAUCUUCAAGUGAUUCAAAAGAACAUCGCAGUUCUGGAGGAACGUGUCAGUAAAUUAAAGAAGUGAUUCUACUCUGUCUUAAGUCACCAAUUGCGCACCAAUUAUUUUCAUUACUUUCACUUCACAAUACAAUUGCUUAAAUUAAUUUGAAAAAAAAAAAAGAAACAAAAAAAAAAACGUGAAAAAAGUGUAUUUCUCGCAUUACUCGACAGCAGCAGUGUAAAUAAAUGUUGAAAAUUGUCAUAAUUAUUUUAAAAUUCAUGUUUCAUUGGCCCAGUCACUCAAUUCUUUUUGUACGAAUAAAUUGAUUAUUUGAAUGUUAAAUUAAAAUUAAGGGACAGGGAAGAGUUGUGAAAUGGUAAUUCAAUAAAGAUGAAUAAUACGUAA
Molecule: messenger RNA, 1642 nt
Organism: Diachasmimorpha longicaudata
Lineage: Eukaryota; Metazoa; Arthropoda; Insecta; Hymenoptera; Braconidae
Gene: DCTN2-p50
Product: dynactin subunit 2
Exons: 8
Coding region: 125-1321 (398 amino acids)
Biological process (GO): mitotic spindle organization
Cellular component (GO): dynactin complex; cytoplasm; centrosome
Source: RefSeq, a predicted model, not a curated record